This is a messenger RNA of Myotis daubentonii (Daubenton's bat), 4268 nucleotides long. RefSeq names its product ETS variant transcription factor 2 (gene ETV2). The transcript has 4 exons. The coding region runs from base 2824 to 4020 and encodes 398 amino acids. Gene Ontology annotation, biological process: cell differentiation; regulation of transcription by RNA polymerase II. The record is from RefSeq and is a predicted model, not a curated record. Gene Ontology annotation, cellular component: nucleus. NCBI's taxonomy places the organism in Eukaryota, Metazoa, Chordata, Mammalia, Chiroptera, Vespertilionidae. Gene Ontology annotation, molecular function: sequence-specific DNA binding; DNA-binding transcription factor activity, RNA polymerase II-specific.
UAAGUGCACGCUGAGUGCAACCCAUUCUACAGAAGAGGAAGCUGGGGAUAUGGCAGGGCUGAAGCCAAGCUGAGGCUCAGACCCAUGCUCUUCUGACUCCAGCCUGUGUUCUCAGCACCAAGGUAGGGGUUCUGGGCCCUGCCCUUCUGGAGCUCAUAGCCUUCUAGGCUUUCAGCAAACUUACCUAGGGCCGCACAGUGCGAGAGAUACAUUGGUGAUAAGCAGUCCCAGGUCAUUUCUUCAGAGCUCCUGGUCCAGUAUCAGAUAGUGACGGCUCAAAUGGGUCAGGGUUGGGAUGGGGAAGCAAGGUGCAACCUGGGAAUCCAGAAGGGCUUCCCCUUAGGAACUGGUCACUUCUGAGACUCUCAUCCUUUUCUGUCAUUCUCUCCCAGUCUGCACUUCUCACCUUCUGGAUCUCCGAGACUGUUUCCCAAUUUUUUCAUUCUGUAAACCCUCUCUCUAGUCUCCUUGAGUGUUUAUCUUUCUCUGUGAGUGCCCCUGUUUGUCCCUUGCUAUGCCUCUGUAUCUCUCUGAAUCAGUUCUCUCUGUAUCUGUGGGUCUCCUCCCAUCUCUUCUCAGCUCCAAGCUUGUCUCUGCCUGUCUGAAGAAGUGUCCAUGCAGGGCCUUGAAUACCAACCAGACUAAAAGCUUAGACUUUGCCACAAAGGCAGCAGUUGAGACAGUUCAAGCAGGGAACUGGCAUCACAGAUCUGCACUUUAGAAAGUCCUGAGACUACUGUGGGCUGGAGGCCUAGAAAGGGCGGGGGCAGGGAUGAAGCAGAGUGGGAGAUUGCAUGGUUCCAGCAUGAGGAAGGGAUGAGGGUCUCCCAGGAGCAUAGUGGUCAGAACCCUGGAUUGUUGGGGGUAAGAGGGGAAGUGGGAAACAAUGCCAGUCUCAGAAGUUAGCCACUCAGGAGAGGUGUCAAAUUCCCUCUGUUUGUCUUUCGCCUUUACUGCCCCCUCUCUGAUGUCACAUUUUCCAGUCUGGUCAGAGGGUGAGGGCCUCCUUCUCCAGCAGGAAGUGCCCUUCAGUCCCCUGCCACCUGGGCUGGACCACCCAGCCUGGGGACCCUCAAACCCCACCCCACCCCCAUAUCAUUAGCCCUCCCUACUCCUGCUCAGCCUCUGCUGACUAACCGCAGGGGCAAAGGAGGAGAUAAGGAAGGAGAAUAAUGCCAGAAAAUGGGGUUUUAAAGUGUGCAUUUAAAUCUUCCUGAGAACAGAGAGAAAUUGAUUGUGAGUUGAGAGACAGAUGGACAGAAAUGGAAGGGUGGGGAAGGAAGCAGAAAAAUGAAGAAAUAUGAGUACUGUGAGGCAGUACAAUGGGACUGGAGAUGGGUAGAAGAGAGAGGCUCAAAAACAAAGACCUGGGGAAGGUUGCUGUGUCAUUGGAAGCAAGUUAUAGACAUCAUAAUACUUCACCCCUAAAUAUCUCAGUGUUCAUUUCAUUAUAGAGACAUCAGUCAUAUCAUGAUACCACUGUCACAUCUAAGAAAAUUAGUAAUUCUAUAUGUCAUAUUCAGUUUAUACUCAAAUUUCCCAUUUGUCCCAAACUAUUACAGCAUGGAAGGGCAUGGACUCUGGAGAUGAAGAAAGUCUCCCUCAAUUUCCUCUUUUCAUAAAAUAGAGAUCAGACUUGUACCUACCUCAUAAGAAAAUUAAAUGAAGGCCCAUGGCACUGUUGGUGGCAUGCAAUGAGCCCUCAAUAAAAUGUUAGCUAUCAGUAUUACUGUUAUUUUUGUUGUUGUUGUUAAUCCUCCACACCCAAGGAUAUUUUUUAGAUUGAAUUCUAAUUUUUUUUUUUUUUUUUUUAGAGUGGAAGGGAGGGAGGCAGAGACAUGUUGAUUGGUUGCCUCCCGCAAGCGCCCCAACCAGGGCAGGGGAUGGAGCCUGCAACCCAGGUAUGUGCCCUUAAUCGGGAAUUAAACCUGCAGCCCAACCUGGGCGGGCUAUUUCUGUUGUUAUUGUUUAUUUUUUUAAUGCUAUUGUUAUGAGCGAUGCUGCCCAAGAGCAGCCCCGGAAUGCCCUCAAAGCCCUGGAAGGGGAGAACUCAAAGCCUGAUCAGGCCUCCCCUCCAUCCCAUCCCCCUCAGUCCCCCUGUGGAUUGUGACGUAGGCAGACCAAGGGUCUGGCCGGAAAUCCCCCUUCCUGUUGCAGAUAAGCCUGGACCAGCCCAGUUGUACCCAAACCCUCCUCCCCACCUCCACCACCCAUUUCGCAGAAUCAAGUCCCCAAGAUGGAGAACCUGUCCACCAAGCCCCCUGCCCCACUCCCAUCACCCCCCUGUAUCCCCCAUUGCCCAGCCUGCUGUUCCCCAAGCUUCUGUCCAAGUCCUAGCCAUCCCUGCAGCAGGACAGCCCCAGCUACAGGAGGCUGGUGGCCAUCCCUGAGGGGGGGAGGCGAGAGGAGUGUAGCUCAGCCCCGCCCAGCCCCCUGCAACUCGACCUAGCUUCAACCCCCAGCUCUGACGUCUUGGAAAAUUCCCCCCUGUCCAGGCCCCCAGGGGAGGGGAUGCAUGGUAUGAAAUGGGGCUGAGACCCCCAGGUGGGGACAGAGGAACCCACCAGAGGUGAGCCAUCAUGAACUGGGGACUGGGGGUCUGGACUACUGGGUCUGAGGAAAAAGGGCUGAGGUCCCUCCUGGUCUGGGCAAAAAGGACACUGGAGGCCAAGAUUCCAGGGUCUUGGGGAAGAAGGGAGCAGAGGGCUGAACUACUGUGUCUGAGAGAAGCAAGGGCUGGGGCCCAGACUGCAGGGUCCCUACGUGUCCCCAGCUCACCCUGUGCCUUUCCGCCCCUGCCCAGAACAUUCACAACAAGCAUCCAUGGACUUGUGGAAGUGGGAUGAAGCAUCACCACAGGAAGUGCCCCUGGGAAACACACUGUCAAGGCUGGAAGGAGCUGAGCUCGGCUUCUGUUUCCCUGAAGUGGCGCUCCAAGGGGACACACUGACAGAGACAUGCUGGAAAGGACUCCCACACUGGGACCGGAGCUCCGCGUCACCGCACCCAGAAACUCCAUGGGGGGCGGGUGAGUGUGUGCGGAGAGGCGGGGAAGGAGUCUGGGGUCUUUCACCAUGGCUGAAGUUUAGCUUCCCUGACUUUUUGAGGGAGAAUGGAGAUAGGACUGGGGACGCUUGUGUCCUCCACGUGGCCUGGCCCAGAUCCGGGAGCCAGGGGACUCCUGAGGCGGCCAGGGGGCGGGACAGCUGGCCUCCCCUCACUGCGGUCUGUUCCUCCUCGCAGAGCACGCCUCUCAGGCUCCUUCGUGGUCAGGAGACUGGAUACAACGGGGAUGCACCGGGUGGGACGCUUGGAGCCGAGUCCCGCCGGCGCUGGGCCCCGCCCCCCCCGCCCCCUCCGCUGAGUCUCCGGGGGUCGCAGGCCACAACACUACCACCUCCGCGGGCGGGACCCACUCGUGGUCGCGUGCCCCCACCACAGCGAGCUCCCCCGGCCGGGACUGUCCCUUUGGCUCCCACGGCGCCGCAUACUGGAGCCAGGGCCUCCGCGCGGAGGGGCGCGCCGACUCCAUUCCCUGGAGCGGGCCUGGGGCCUCCGACUGUCCCACCUCCUGGGACAUGGGGCUGCAUACGGCUUGCCCCACCUCUUCCAAGGAGCACCAGAGUUCCGAUCUCACCGCUUCCUCCGAACCGAAGCAGCAGUUGGACCGCGCAAGUUUGGCUCGUUACCCCAAAACUAACCACCGAGGUCCCAUUCAGCUCUGGCAGUUCCUCCUGGAGCUGCUCCAAGACGAGGCGCGCAGCAGCUGCAUCCGCUGGACAGGCAACAGCCUGGAGUUCCAGCUGUGCGACCCCAAAGAGGUGGGGCAGCCUCCCAGACCCGCCCAGUCCGGCCCUAGUCUCCUCCAGUUUCACUCGGCACCACCAUUCAUUUUGCCUCGCCCUUGGUCCGCCCAGCAUGCCCUCACCUCAACCGCACUCUGCCCUACCUAACCUGUGUCCGGACUUUACGGAACCCUGCCCAUCUCUUGCUAAGCCCUCCCGCUCCCACCUUCUCUGACUAAGCCUGGCCUUCGCCCUAGGUGGCGCGACUGUGGGGUGAGCGCAAGAGAAAACCCGGCAUGAAUUACGAGAAGCUGAGCCGAGGCCUGCGCUACUACUACCGCCGGGACAUCGUGCGAAAGAGCGGUGGGCGCAAGUACACGUACCGCUUUGGGGGCCGCGUGCCCGGCCUAGCUUAUCCAGACGACGCUGGGGCUAGGGCCCGACAGGGAGCAGCAACCCAAUAAAAAUACCCGGUCAAACUUC